Messenger RNA from Pistacia vera, 1605 nucleotides. Its product is annotated as beta-amyrin synthase-like. Gene Ontology annotation, cellular component: lipid droplet. The record is from RefSeq and is a predicted model, not a curated record. Gene Ontology annotation, biological process: triterpenoid biosynthetic process. Gene Ontology annotation, molecular function: beta-amyrin synthase activity. The transcript has 13 exons. The annotation marks the transcript as partial. Lineage: Eukaryota; Viridiplantae; Streptophyta; Magnoliopsida; Sapindales; Anacardiaceae.
CACUUCCNGUCUGGAACCAACCCAAUGCCUCCAGAAUUUUGGAUCCUGCCUUCCUUUCUCCCAGUGCAUCCAGCCAAAGUGUGGUGUUAUUUCCGUACGGUGUACAUGCCAAUGUCGUAUUUAUAUGGCAAGAAAUUUGUCGCCCCUAUUACACCUCUCACUCUACAAUUAAGAGAAGAGCUCUACAGUCAACCUUACAAUCAAAUUAAUUGGAGUCGAGUACGCCAUGCAUGUGCCAAGGAGGAUCUUUACCAUCCCCAUCCUUGGAUUCAAGACUUGAUUUGGGACAGUCUAUAUAUAUUAACUGAGCCGUUACUCACACAUUGGCCUUUUAAUAAAUUGAUAAGAGAGAAGGCACUUCAAGUAGCAAUGGAGCACAUUCAUUAUGAAGAUGAGAAUAGUCGAUACAUCACCAUGGGAUGUGUAGAAAAGGUUUUAUGCAUGCUAGCUUGUUGGGUGGAAGAUCCAAAUGGGGAAUAUUUCAAGAAACAUCUAGCUAGAAUUCCAGAUUACUUAUGGGUUGCUGAAGAUGGAAUGAAGAUGCAGACUUUUGGAAGCCAGGAGUGGGAUACCGGUUUCGCUAUUCAAGCUUUGCUUGCUAGUGAUCUCGCUGAUGAAAUAGGACCUGUACUUAAAAGAGGACACGAAUUUAUCAAGGCUUCUCAGGGGAAGGAAAAUCCUUCUGGUGACUUCAAGGGAAUGUAUCGACAUAUUUCGAGGGGAUCGUGGACUUUCUCUGAUCAGGAUCAUGGAUGGCAAGUUUCUGAUUGUACUGCUGAAGGUUUGAAGUGUUGCCUGCUUUUCUCCAUGAUGCCACCAGAAAUCGUUGGUGAGAAAAUGGAACCUGAGAGGUUAUAUGAUUCUGUAAAUCUCCUGUUAACGUUGCAGAGCAAAAAUGGAGGAGUAUCCGCCUGGGAGCCAGCCAGAGCCCAACAGUGGUUAGAACUGCUGAAUCCCACGGAUUUUUUUGAGGACACAAUGAUCGAGCAUGAGUAUGUUGAGUGCACGUCAUCGGUUAUCAAGGGAUUAGUUUUGUUUAAGAAGUUAUAUCCAGGGCAUAGGAAGAAAGAGAUUGAACAUUUUAUUGCAAAUGCAGUUCGCUAUUUGGAAAAAGUACAAUUGCCUGAUGGUUCAUGGUAUGGAUGUUGGGGAGUUUGCUUCACAUAUGGUACAUGGUUUGCACUUGGAGGAUUAGCAGAAGCAGGCAAGACUUACAACAAUUGUCCAGCUAUGCGUAAAGGUGUUGAUUUUCUUCUUAAAUCACAGAGAGACGAUGGUGGUUGGGGAGAGAGCUAUCGUUCUUGUCCAGAAAAGAAAUACAUACCUCUUGAAGGAAACAGAUCAAAUUUGGUUCACACUGCAUGGGCUAUGAUGGGUCUAAUUCAUGCCGGACAGGCAGAAAGAGACCCAACUCCUCUCCAUCGUGCAGCUAAGGUGUUAAUCAAUUCUCAACUAGAAGAUGGUGACUUUCCCCAACAGGAAAUUACUGGAGUAUUUAAUAAGAAUUGCAUGCAACAUUACGGAGCCUAUAGGAACAUACACCCACUGUGGGCUCUUGCUGAAUACCGUAGGCAGGUUCCAUUGCCUUCCAGGACUGUUGUUUGA